This is a messenger RNA of Dermacentor andersoni, 4094 nucleotides long. RefSeq names its product maternal embryonic leucine zipper kinase-like. NCBI's taxonomy places the organism in Eukaryota, Metazoa, Arthropoda, Arachnida, Ixodida, Ixodidae. Gene Ontology annotation, cellular component: cytoplasm. Gene Ontology annotation, molecular function: ATP binding; protein serine/threonine kinase activity. The record is from RefSeq and is a predicted model, not a curated record. Gene Ontology annotation, biological process: protein phosphorylation; intracellular signal transduction.
UCGAAUGGUUUAAAAUAUGUGCGUGAGCUACUAUAACCCUGUGACCAUGACUGUAACAGCUUAAGAAUAUAUAUAUUUUCCUGCUGCUUGUGCUGGACAACUCAAGCCCGUUGUAACCGCAAUAGCUUGUUUGUGUGCACGUUUUAGUUAAGCUAGGGUUACCCCACUUCAGUGCAUCUCGAAGAAAAGGCUGUUGGCGCGCGCGCACCGGCGGUUCGUUUUUGACGUUCAGGGAUCCCAAAAACUAUGCCAGAAAAACCGACGAUGGACGAUUUAGACGAGCAAUAUAUUCUACUCGAGACUAUAGGUUCAGGCGGUUUCGCAAAGGUAAAGCUUGGCCUCCACAUCCUGACAGGCGAAAAAGUUGCUGUAAAGAUAAUGGACAAACGUUCUCUUGGCGAGGACUUGCCACGAGUGAAGCUGGAGAUAACAGCGCUGAAGGAUCUCAGUCAUCAGAACAUCUGCAAACUCUACCAAGUGAUUGAAACAAGCACCAAAAUAUACCUUGUUCUAGAGUAUUGCCCUGGAGGCGAACUGUUUGACUACAUUGUUGAAAAGGAACGGCUAAGUGAAGGGGAGGCAAGACACUUCUUCAGGCAGAUAGUCUCAGCUGUGGCAUACAUUCAUUCCCAGGGAUACGCACACCGAGAUCUUAAACCGGAAAACCUCCUCCUGGAUGAGAACCACAACUUGAAGCUUAUUGAUUUUGGACUUUGUGCAAGGCCUAAGGGGGGAAUGGCUACAAACUUGGAGACAUGCUGUGGGAGCCCUGCAUAUGCUGCGCCUGAGUUAGUCAUGGGCCAAGAGUAUAUUGGGUCCAUGGUGGAUAUUUGGAGCAUGGGAGUGCUGCUGUAUGCACUGCUAUGUGGAUGCCUUCCCUUUGAUGAUGAGAAUGUAGCUGUCCUGUACAGGAAAAUUCAGCUGGGCGAAUAUGACUGUCCCUUGUGGCUGUCUAGUAGCAGUGUAGAGCUACUGUCUGAAAUGAUGACCGUGGUCCCUGAGAAGCGCAUUUCCAUCACUCAGCUGCUGAGUCAUCCAUGGCUGGUCAAAGGGUAUGGAUGCCCAGUUAGUCCCAAGAGCACGUAUUUGUUGUCUGUUCUUGAUGAAGAAGUGGUUACAGAGCUGGCUGUCAGCUGUGGUCGCUCCAAGAGUUCUGUUGCUAUGGAGCUUUCUCAGUGGAGGUACGACUUCAUGACUGCCACUUACCUGCUGCUCGUCCUGAAGAAAAGUCAGGGCAAGGUUUUGAGGCUUACGUUUCCAGACUCCUACCCCAAGCAAAGGAUGUCAUGCUCGCGCAAGCUGGCCCUGGAUGAGCCCAUCAAACCCACACCUCCCGUGUCGCCUCUCCGCAACUCUCUGGAGAAUGGCUUGGACAAUGCUCAACUGUUGACACUGGGCAGCCCUCCACUGAGAAGUGUUGUCAAUGGUGCCUUCACUCAGGACUUAGCAUUAUCAGCCAAGAAAGAGAAUCUCGCACAGUCUGACGAGCCAAUGGAUGUGGACAGCAGUGACAAGGAGAACUUUGCCCAGCCGCGUGUCCCAACCCCGAAGCGAAGGACUUACAAGGCUGUACAAGAGGCAUCAGUGCUGGUACCGCACAAUGGUGCCAACGUUACCGGACCGAGCACGCCGGUCGUCAAAAGUCGUCCUCCCUCGGCUGACGCGGAAUUCCGGCAGAGCCCUCUGCGAACUCCCGACGGCAGCCGGUUGGCGGCGGCGUCGGUGGUCCGAACGCCGGAAGUGUACAAGCUAGCCGAAGGGCCCUCCUUCUCGUGCCGUGGCAGCUCGGCCAAGCGCGUGUUCGGCUCCAUCGAGAAAGGCCUGGACAGAAUGCGCCUGAUGCUGACGCCUCGCCGGAGGCUGGGCGCAGCCGCCGUCGUUCAGGAUGCACCCAGGAAGGUCAAGGUGAUGCAAAACGUCUCUACCAUGCCGGCGGUGCUGACCCCAGAACAGGUACUGGAUUCCCUGCGCACAGCUCUGCUCUGCAAAGGCAUCAUCUGCAAGCAGAACAGGUACACCCUCCGUGGCAAGGUUCGCGACGAGUGGGGCAAGGUGCAGCUGACGUUCGAGCUGGAGGUAGUCCAAGUGCAGCAGCCCGAGCUGCUGGGAAUUCGCCGAAAGCGCCUCACCGGUGACGCUUGGCACUACAAGCGGGUCUGCGAGGAAGUGCUGAAGAUCAGGGCGGCUUGAGCGAAGCCCGUCUGCUGCGUUUACCGGCCACCGUCGGGUGAUCCAUGCCGCAGCGUCGUCGACUCGUUUCGUUAGUCAAACUCGUGUUGCGCUUUGCCGCUCGCACGUUGUCCGUACUCGGAUGUCAGGGCAGAUGGCGAGCUGGCAUACCUGCGCGGCCUGUGAGUAAAUAAAGCUGAAAACGGGUGUGCCCAGCCACAUCAUCGUCGCUGUUUCUGCGCAGCGGGAGCUUUCUGUAUAGUACAACAGCUGGCGUGGCGGGCCGCAACUUUGUCGUGCAGGCAGAACACAAACUCGCCGCCAUUGUAGCCUUCCUUCCAUGAAGGGACCAGUGCUCUAUAUUGUAGGCAAACGAGACACAAACGAGGUGGUUCAAACGUGAUCACACAACUUGAAAAGAAAAAGAAAAGUCACUACGAAUGUACGUGCGUAGUUGCUUUGAACUCUGGCGUGCUAUGACCGCUCCUAGUUAGUAAAAAAGAGCUACCGUCCCAUUAUUUAACGCGCUAUAAUGAGAAUAUUCCUGCUCUAUUGGUCGCGUCUGACGUUUUCAGCUUUCAUUUGGGUUGGUUGCUAUGGCAACUUUCUUGCGAAUUCGUUAAAGUUUACUUACUCUUUCGGGGCGACUAAUUGUCUAACGUUGCUCUGUGAUUGUCUGGUUUUCACGCGUAAUAUGCGUCCAGCCUGUUUCUUUUCCAUGCCAUGUCAUCGUGUAGUGGCAGGUUUUAGCCGCAGAUGUAAUAUUAUGAAACAUCUGCUCAAUGAUUGCCCCCUUUUGGUGCACGCACGAUUACGUUCAUCGGCGGCCAGGUGUGAGGUUAAAGUUGGGACCGAGUUUCUCCUGCAGCUCAAGGUGGUGAAAUGGUACCACGUAACGAAUGGGCUACAACAUAUAUAAUACAGCGAGUGCGGUUGACUGUAAAACUGCCUAGUUUCCUAUUUAGCGUCGUACACUUUUGCGCAAAUCUGAGACACCGCACUGUAGUGUUGGGUAUUUCAAGCGUUCGUUAAACACUAUGGAUUAGAGCUCAUAUUUUUAUUCGCACGUUGCUUUUCUUGUGUCCUUUCAAGCUGAAAUUUACUUUUUGGGGCUUUUCUAUUGCUUUAACAAUGUGCCUCCGACAUGUCAUAUCCUUUAACAUGACGCAAGUUUUUGUUCUUUCUUAUUAUUUGUAUAUUGCGUGAAAAAAAAAUGUUGGGAGGACCUUAUUAAUUCUCAUGUAUACUAUUUUUUAGAGCCGUUUGCACUUUUACCUGUAAUUAAAAAAAAAAACGGCAUUUGUAUUUUCGUACAAACUGAGUGUGCGUCGAUUUUUCUAGUAUUAAUCUCCCGCCAGUGUGUUCAUGCUUUUUACGUGAAUCCGCGCUGUCUGCCUGCAGUUGCAGAUGGCGGGCGUUUCACGGGCUUUUAUAUCAUUUAUGUUUUGUGUUAGUGUAUGUACGUAUGUCUGCGCUUGCGUGUAUGUACGCACGUUUACUAAGCAAGAGGCGCGUCGGUGUAAUAUAUAAACGGUUGUUUUGUCGCUUUGCGUCGUGAUGGUGCCUUGUUCCGCGGUUACGUUACAGCGUAUGCGAACAGGGCGAGAUAGUUGCUCAUGAGGGCGAACCAUGUCGCUCGUUGCCUAAUCGUUAACUCUACUGCCAUCUACUUGUGUGCCACGGCAUUGAGAAAAGUCGCGGUGUGCAUUGAAGCUGGUCUUCGGGGGCCUCCCCUCCUGCCGCCUGGAACCACUAAACUCUAAUCUAUAUUUUGAAGUUUUAACCUUUUCGCCACUGAGCGAGUAAUAGUCCUAGUCUCAAAAUAUUACAGCCACAUUAUCACUUUCUUCAAUCCCCAAAGUCCUGUCGUACGAACCUUAUGUUUUACGUUUUAUAUGAAUAAACGUUUUGUGUAAUCUCGUCGG